Molecule: messenger RNA, 285 nt
Organism: Peromyscus eremicus (cactus mouse)
Lineage: Eukaryota; Metazoa; Chordata; Mammalia; Rodentia; Cricetidae
Product: alpha-defensin 23-like
Exons: 2
Coding region: 1-285 (94 amino acids)
Biological process (GO): defense response to Gram-negative bacterium; disruption of plasma membrane integrity in another organism; defense response to Gram-positive bacterium
Cellular component (GO): extracellular matrix; extracellular region
Source: RefSeq, a predicted model, not a curated record
AUGAAGACACUUGUCCUCCUCUCUGCCCUUGUCCUGCUGGCCUACCUGGCCCAGGCUGAUUCUCUCCCUGAAGCAACUGAGGAGACUAAAAAUGAGGAUCAGCCAGGGGUUGAGGACCAGGAUGUGUCCAUCUCCUUUGGAGGCCCAGUAGGCUCUGCUCUUCAAGAUGCAGCCUCAAAAAAUCUCUUGACAUGCUACUGUCAAAGCCGAUCCUGCAAAAUGCUAGAACGCAUCAGUGGGAUUUGCACCAAGGGUAGAAAAAUCUAUGUGUUCUGCUGCAGCUGA